This is a messenger RNA of Brassica rapa (field mustard), 1007 nucleotides long. Its product is annotated as gamma-interferon-responsive lysosomal thiol protein. The record is from RefSeq and is a predicted model, not a curated record. Lineage: Eukaryota; Viridiplantae; Streptophyta; Magnoliopsida; Brassicales; Brassicaceae. Gene Ontology annotation, molecular function: oxidoreductase activity, acting on a sulfur group of donors, disulfide as acceptor.
ACCGAACAUAUCGAGAUGCGUGUCAUCACAGAUAUUAUUAACAAGAGGCGACGACGAUACAACAGAGCUUCUCUUUCCUUGCAGUCAUGGCGUCGACUUCGACGAGCAAACUUCUUCUCCUAAUCUGCUACGUUUCUCUUAUCUUCUCUGUAUCAUCAUCAUCAUCAUCUGAUCUGCCAUCUUCUCCGAAAGUGUCGCUGGGCCUGUACUACGAGUCUCUCUGCCCGUACUGUUCUUCAUUCAUCGUUAACCACCUCACGAAGCUCUUCGAAGACGAUCUCAUAUCAAUCGUCGAUCUCCAUCUCUCUCCGUGGGGUAACACCAAGCUCCGCUCCGAUAAUGCCACUGCCGUUUGCCAGCACGGUGCGUUUGAAUGCUUAUUGGAUACAGUUGAGGCUUGUGCGAUUGAUGCGUGGCCUAAAUUGAGCGAUCAUUUCCCGUUUAUCCACUGUGUUGAGAGUUUGGUGACUGAGCACAAGUACGACAAGUGGGAGACUUGUUAUCAGAAGCUCAAUCUCAACUCUAAACCUGUUUCGGAUUGUCUCAGCAGUGGACAUGGAGACAAGCUUGAGUUGAAGUAUGCUGCAGAAACGAGUGCACUUCAGCCUCCUCAUCAGUACGUUCCUUGGGUAGUGGUUGAUGGUCAGCCACUUUAUGAGGAUUAUGAGAACUUCAUAAGCUACAUCUGCAAAGCUUACAAAGGUACUAAAAAGCCUGAUGCGUGUGCCAAAUACUCAUCCAGCCACUUCAUUCGAAGUGCUAAAGUGAAUCGCUUCCCUCUGGUUUGCCGGAAGGGUGUCAACAGGAUGUGGGAUUUGUUGGAACGUGUCAAAACCUCUUUGUUGUCGUACACAGGCCUGCUAUAAACACCUUCUCUUUCUUUUGUGAUAUGUAACAUGAUAACUCUCAGAAUUUAUAUAGAUUCUGAGAUAUGAUGAAUGUAUGGUUGUUGGGUUGUGUAAGAGACCGGUUAAUAAUGUCAAAGUAAACUGUUAGUUGUUUUUGCU